This is a messenger RNA of Grammomys surdaster, 909 nucleotides long. RefSeq names its product transmembrane protein 191C (gene Tmem191c). Lineage: Eukaryota; Metazoa; Chordata; Mammalia; Rodentia; Muridae. Bases 1 to 909 code for a protein of 302 amino acids. The record is from RefSeq and is a predicted model, not a curated record. The transcript is spliced from 10 exons.
AUGGCUGAGCCGCAGGAGCAGCUGCUGCAGCUGCAGAAGGACAUUCGAGAUGGCCGCCUGCGGAAGCAGGAGCUGGAGGAGCUGGUGCGUGGGCUGGAAGCCGAGAGCGAGAGUCUCACCAGGCGCCUGGAUGAGCUGCGGGAGCGCGAGCGCAGCCUGCAGCGGAGACGAAGUCAAGCGUCACGAGCUAUUCGAGGGGAGGCUCGCGAGGCGGCGCGGGAGCGUGCAGAGCGUGCUCGUGGGCUGCUGGAGGCCGCGGAGCAGCACCGGCAGGACCUGGAGCAACAGAAUCGGAAGCUGCAGGAACAGUGGGAGGAACUGUCCAGCCAGCUUUUCUACUAUGGAGGGGAACAGCUAAGUCAACAGCGGACGGAGCAGCAACUUGGGACUCAGCUUGUGGCGCUGCAGAAACAUCUGGAGCUGGCAGAGGCCAAAUUCAGCAUGCAGGCAGAGGACCUGCGGCAGGGUGUGCAGCGGACGGAAGAGGCCUGGGCCAGCUUCCAGGAGCAAAGUGGAAUCCUGCAGGAGCUGCAGGGGAAGGUGAUGGAGGCAGCAGCUGCGCUGGAGGCUACGCGCCGUGGCUCGGAACCGUGGAACUCACAGCCUCGUCGGGUGCAGGACUGCGCGGGCUCACUCAUGGAGGAAGUGGCCAGGGCUGACUGCGAAAAGCGGCUGUUCGGCGGCGCGGGCGCGGGGAGCCUCAGGCUGUGGGCCCUGAGCGCGCUGCAGACGCUGCUGCUGCUCCCGCUGGGUUUCCUGGUGCUGCUGCUGAUCUACGUGGUGCUGGCGAAGCUUGACGCCGUCGGCCCGGGGCUCCAGAGUCUCGGCUCUGAUGCGGUCUUCCGCCGGCUGCGCUACACUCUGUCGCCCUUGCUUGAGCUGCGUGUACGCGGACUGCUGCCUGCCUAG